Molecule: messenger RNA, 1293 nt
Organism: Parascedosporium putredinis
Lineage: Eukaryota; Fungi; Ascomycota; Sordariomycetes; Microascales; Microascaceae
Source: the annotation of a GenBank genome assembly
AUGACGAGUUCAGGCCUAUCCGAGAAGCGGAGUGUCUUGAGGCUGCCAAGCCCCAUGCCUCCCUUCCUAUCGAAAUCCAUUUCGGCACAGCCAUCGCCAGCUCGGGACAACCGCGUCCUCGUGAAGCCCUAUGACGUCUCAGCCAGUGCCCAACGCUCUGAGCAAAGUCCACCCCGAAAGGCCGAGAAGCUACGGCGAAGUUUUCUUCCUGGCGGUAGAUCACGGUCCAAUUCUCAUGACACUAGUAGCCGGCCGGUCGAGGCAUGGGUUAUUAGUCCCAUGGGCUCGGAAAAUUCCGGCAUAGAGUAUAACACAUCUUUGCUUGUAAAAGGGGAAAAGGUGCCCGAGCUUUGGAAUGACGCGGCGAACAUCUGUGUUCAUCUCUACCCGCUCGAGACAGGCCACGGGCCGUCUUUCAAAAUCCCAAGCACGUCCAUCGCGUCAUCGCCCAUCUUUACGGAACUCAUCCAAAAUACAUUUGGCCUCGGGAAGGGACCCGGCGGCCGUCGCAAUCGGCUGGCGCAACCAUCUCCUUUUGCAAUUUUUAUGGAAAUUUCCAAGCUCUUGGAAGAGUUCGCUUUUACGAGCUACGAUGGGCUGUCGUUUGGCCAAGAGGUGGACCUCUCGUUUGGCUUUUACAUUCGCCAAAUCGGCCUUGGGGACGUCCGCAACAGCCGCGAGAAGACGGUCGAGGCUCUCGUACUCGGGGAGAGAAUGCGUUCGGCCGAGCUGUACAAUGAAGCUUUUGCGCAUGCUGUCGGAAAGUAUUCCGCCAUCGUCGACCUGAAAUCCCAGCUAUUUUCCAUGGUUUCCGCCCAGACUCGCCAGCGUCUCGACAGGGCGCACUUGGAUCUGCUCAACCGACAGCACAAUGUGAAUGUGCGCAUUGAGCAAUUCGAUUUCCCUUCACUCUUCGCCGGUGUGGCCAAUUCUACAUCCAUGACCGAGUUUCGAGCCGUUCGCUUCAAGCAGUGGAAAAAUGCGUUUCUCCGCAUGCGGCACUUCACACUUUCCUACUACAAGUCUGUGUUCGGAAGCUGGCCGCCAAAGGCCAGCAGCAGGAAGAACCCCUUCUCGGAAAGUGGUCUCAAUAGGCUCGUGCUCAAGGCGCUCUACUCAGAUAUGUGCGCCCUUUACGACUUGUUGGCUGACCGGCAGUCUCUGACACCCAGGGUUAUUGACCAAGGGCUUUUCGAGAUGCAGGAGGGAGAUGACCCCGUCAUCACAGCCUUGAGGCGCAUGCUCUCCGAGUUUGACAACUCUUCUCCACCCGUGCUCCCCCAUACCCUUUGA